GGGUCUCGUCUCCACCGGUCUCUGGCGGCGGCAUGGAGAGGGUCUCGGUGACCACCGGGAGCGCGGGCGCCGCCAAGGCCGAGGGAGCUGCAGCCAUGCCGCCCCCCCCUGCGGUCUCCCCGCCUGCUCUCACCCCGGCACCCGCAGCGGAUGAGGAGGGCCCGCCGCCUUUGCCCGAGGCGGGGGCUCCAGGCUGCUCGGGCUCCCGGCCCCCCGAGUUGGAGCCCGAGCGCAGCCUGGGCCGCAUGAGGGGCCGCUUCGAGGACGAGGACGACGAGUUGGAAGAGGAUGAGGAGCUGGAGGAGGAAGAGGAGGAGGAGGAGGAAGAGAUGAGCCACUUCUCGCUGAGGCUGGAAGGGGGUCGGCCGGACUCAGAGGACGAGGAGGAGCGCCUGAUUAAUCUCUCUGAGCUGACACCAUACAUCUUGUGUUCCAUUUGCAAAGGUUACUUAAUAGAUGCAACUACCAUUACAGAAUGUCUUCAUACGUUUUGUAAAAGCUGCAUUGUAAGACAUUUUUACUAUAGCAACAGAUGUCCAAAAUGCAACAUAGUAGUACAUCAGACACAACCUCUUUAUAACAUAAGGUUGGACCGACAAUUACAAGACAUAGUGUACAAAUUAGUGAUCAAUCUAGAGGAAAGAGAAAAAAAGCAAAUGCAUGAUUUCUAUAAAGAAAGAGGUCUAGAAGUACCUAAACCUGCUGUUCCUCAGCCAGUCCCUUCGAGCAAAGGAAGAUCUAAGAAAGUCUUAGAGUCAGUGUUUCGUAUUCCACCUGAACUUGAUAUGUCUUUAUUACUAGAGUUCAUUGGUGCUAAUGAAGGCACGGGACAUUUUAAGCCCUUGGAGAAGAAGUUUGUCCGAGUUUCAGGAGAAGCAACUAUUGGGCAUGUAGAAAAAUUUCUCAGAAGAAAAAUGGGUCUUGAUCCAGCUUGUCAGGUAGAUAUCAUCUGUGGUGAUCACUUGUUGGAGCAGUAUCAGACUCUGAGGGAAAUUCGACGUGCUAUUGGGGAGGCAGCAAUGCAGGAUGGUCUGCUGGUCCUUCAUUAUGGUCUUGUAGUUUCUCCCUUAAAAAUUACUUGAAGAUUCUAGCAGCAUUAGGAGGAGGGAAACAAAAUAAGGAGGCUUCUACAGGAUUGCAUUUCACCAAAGAUUUCCACAAAACAUGUAAUUGCUACCACUUUGUGCUGUUUGAGACAUAACUAUUUUCGGCACCAAGAUUCAUAGCAUUUAUAAGUACAAUUUGGAAUGACAGAAUGCAUCUGUUUUACUAGAGACUAUACAUAAAAAAAGCAUCCAUAGCUCAGGGGGAAAUUUUCAAAGCAUUAAAUUUUUAAAUUCCUUGUGAUUUCAAAUACUUUGACAUUGAUUUUACUUCCUAAUCUUUGAGGUAAAUUGGUUACUAUUUUCUUCUUUGUUGAGCCAUAUUCCUUUCAAGUUGGUGGUUAGGAUUCUGUUCUCUGGAAUCGUACCAGUUGGGCAGUCAUCCUUUUGAACUGAAGACUCAAAGCCAGUCUUUGCUAAACUACAGAGUGUACCUCUCAGACAAAGACCAAAACUAUUGACCACUUUUGUAUGUUGCCAUUGUAUUUUGAACUUGUAUCUUUCAUUUACCAGCAAUACUACUACAGAGAUGAUAUUUACUUCUAAAAGGGAUGAAUUAUCAUUCUGUGUGAAGAGACUGUCUCCUGCAGGGUUGAUGGCCUGUACCGUAAGCCUUCAGUGUGCUAAAGACUUCUUUAACAGAUCUUACAACAAGGGGUGCCUCUUUGAAACAUUAUUUUUUUCUUUGAAUGUUAAUUUGAUUAACAUUCAUUUUAUUUGAGUACGUAGUUUCGUUGUCAAUACCUUGUAAUGCCACUGCUUCUGAAAGUAAUAAAGAAACUUGAGUGAAUUUGCAAGUUUACAGAAUACUUAUUCAUUGUUUCCUCAGUAAGUCAAUUUAAUGUUCAUUUUCCCAUUACACUGUCACUGGGAUAAAGGAUACGGGUGUUUGAGAGUUCUCACGUGCAAAGAUUUCAGUUUUAAAUGUUAUUUUGCCUAAAAUUAGCAUUGUGAUGCUUUCUAAAAAAAUAUUUUAUAGACCCUAUUUCACUAUAAAAUUUCCAAGUCUGCAUAGAAACAAUUACAAAUGAAUAAGGUUUGGCAAUUGUUUUGUAAAGAAUUUGUGAAUUGUGUAUAAA
Messenger RNA from Leptonychotes weddellii (Weddell seal), 2182 nucleotides. NCBI's taxonomy places the organism in Eukaryota, Metazoa, Chordata, Mammalia, Carnivora, Phocidae. The record is from RefSeq and is a predicted model, not a curated record.